GUAAACAAAUAAAUAAACUUUCCAAAACUGCAAGUGCAAGUGAGAUAGUCGUAAAACACUGAUUUUAAUCACCCAGCGAAACAGUGUUUUAAUCGUUUUUGUUAUUGCAAAUAUAGCAAAGCUUUGUUUGGUUUAGUGUCUUACUCGAGCUGAAAGCGUGAGGGAGUGAAAUUGCUCGCUGACUUUUCCAAGAGAAUGAAUUGCAAUUGUUCUUUACAUCAGUAUUAGAUUCUUUGUUUGCCCCUAAUCAAGAUACAGAUACGGAUAAAAAAUGCCACGACGUGACGAUGGAGAGGAGCCCCUGGUUGAUGACAUGGAGGAUGCUACCAUUGCAUUUGCAAGUCCGGAACAGCAGGAAGUUCCAUUGCCCCCUCCACCUGCUCCUGCUGUAGAAGAAAAUGGCUAUCGCUGGUUCAUCUUGGAGCCAGCAGUUUUUCUCAUAUUCUUUGCUAGAUAUUUAAUAGGGGCGGUUUUACAAAGUCAAAUACUUUAUCAAACAUGCGUAACCAUCAUGGAACUAAAUGCCACAGAAUGCGAACCAUUCAAAGGCAUUAAUCGGGAAACGGAUGAAGCGAAAAAAAUUGAGGACAAAGUUCAGGAAUACUCGGCUGAUAUAAUGAUGACUACCUCUCUGCUUGAGAGUAUAAUUCCAGCUUUUGUUAGUUUAUUUCUUGGACCUUGGUCGGAUAAGUUUGGCAGACGACCCAUUUUAUUGACCACAUUCUCCGGUUAUCUAACUGGUGCCAUUAUCCUGAUUGUUAUCACUAAGAUAACAGACACCACGAAUAUAAGUCCUUGGUUCUAUUUGCUUGUGUCGGUGCCUGCAGUUUUAAGUGGCGGAACUUGUGCCUUAAUAACUGGCAUCUAUUGCUAUAUAUCCGAUGUGGCCAAAGAGCGUAAGCGAGCCUUGAGAAUGGUUCUUAAUGAAGCCUCUCUUUGCUCGGGCAUGAUGGCUGGAAAUGUGGCCAGUGGUUAUAUCUAUGCGGCAACCAAUGCGCUUACGCUUUUCAUCAUUGCCGGCUCCCUAAUGACUUUAGCUUUAAUCUAUGUCUUCUUCUUUGUACCAGAGAGUCUCAAGCCUGAAAAUAUCCAUACGGGGUCUCGCAUUCGCGAGUUCUUCCGCUUCGACUUGGUUAAGGAUUUGGUUCGCACUUGCUUCCAAAGGCGUCCGAACUUUGAUCGGACUAUUAUCUGGUUAACAAUGAUCGCCCUGACACUUGCCAUAUUCGAUAUGGAGGGCGAGAACACUGUCAAUUAUAUGUUCAUGCGCGAACAAUUCAACUGGACCAUCAAGGAUUUCAGUUUGUUUAAUGCUGCUCGCAUUGUGAUUCAAAUUGUGGGCAGUAUUCUGGGCAUGAUUGUGCUGCGUCGUUUCUUCAAGCUAUCCAUCAUAACAAUGGCAAUGCUAUCGCUGGCCGCUUGUGUCCUGGAAAGUACAGUGAGGGCCACAGCUCAACACUGGGAGGAGAUGUAUGUGGGCAUGACGCUAGGCAUGAUGCGUGGCGUUAUGGGACCAAUGUGUAGGGCCAUCCUAUCGCAUGUGGCACCUCCCACAGAAGUGGGUAAAAUUUUUGCUCUAACCACAUCGAUGGAAUCCCUCUCACCAUUGGGCGCUGCUCCAUUAUACACUGCCGUAUAUAAGGCGACUGUUGAAGUUUAUCCCGGGGCUUUUAAUUUCAUCAGCGCUGGCUUAUAUUUUAUUUGUUAUAUUUUGAUUGCAAUUAUAUUCGGCAUCCAAAAAUCAAUGGGCAGCAGCAGUGUCUAUAAGGCUAUUGGCAGCUAACCAUUCUCCGAAACUAUCUCUUAGCCUAAUUUGACUUUGUUUUUGGAUACGGCUUAUUCAAGUAUUAAACCGAUUAUUAUCUUUAUAAAUGUUUUAUCUCAGACAAUGUACAGAUCUUUAAUAAAUUGUAAAUACAUAAAUAUAUUGAAUCAUACAAAAA
Drosophila willistoni is the source of this 1943-nucleotide messenger RNA. Its product is annotated as proton-coupled folate transporter. Bases 272 to 1783 code for a protein of 503 amino acids. Gene Ontology annotation, molecular function: transmembrane transporter activity. NCBI's taxonomy places the organism in Eukaryota, Metazoa, Arthropoda, Insecta, Diptera, Drosophilidae. The transcript is spliced from 8 exons. The record is from RefSeq and is a predicted model, not a curated record. Gene Ontology annotation, biological process: transmembrane transport. Gene Ontology annotation, cellular component: membrane.